Messenger RNA from Calidris pugnax (ruff), 7313 nucleotides. It is a transcript of the gene MED1, whose product is annotated as mediator complex subunit 1. Gene Ontology annotation, molecular function: nuclear thyroid hormone receptor binding; nuclear vitamin D receptor binding; transcription coregulator activity. The transcript has 17 exons. The coding region runs from base 1 to 4752 and encodes 1583 amino acids. The record is from RefSeq and is a predicted model, not a curated record. Gene Ontology annotation, cellular component: mediator complex. Gene Ontology annotation, biological process: regulation of transcription by RNA polymerase II; cellular response to thyroid hormone stimulus. NCBI's taxonomy places the organism in Eukaryota, Metazoa, Chordata, Aves, Charadriiformes, Scolopacidae.
AUGAAGGCGGCGCCGGGCGGUGCCGAGGAAACGGAGAAGCUGAAUAAGAUGAGUACCCUCUUAGAAAGACUUCAUGCAAAGUACAACCAAAACAGGCCUUGGACAGAAACCAUGAAGCUGGUCCGUCAAGUCAUGGAAAAGCGAAUUGUGAUGAACUCUGGGGGGCACCAACAUCUGGUGAGCUGUUUGGAGACUUUGCAGAAGGCAUUAAAAGUCUCGUCUCUGCCUGCCAUGACAGACCGCUUGGAGUCCAUAGCCAGACAGAAUGGCCUUGGAUCUCACCUUAGCGCGAAUGGCACUGAAUGUUACAUCACUUCAGACAUGUUCUAUGUGGAAGUCCAGUUAGAUCCUACAGGGCUGCUGUGUGAUGUCAAGGUGGCUCACCAUGGAGAGAACCCCGUGAGCUGUCCAGAAUUGGUGCAACAUCUGAGAGAGAAAAAUUUUGAUGAAUUUUCUAAGCAUCUAAGGGGGCUUGUGAACCUGUAUAAGUUGCCGGGAGACAACAAACUUAAAACUAAAAUGUACUUAGCUCUGCAGUCCUUGGAGCUGGAUCUCUCAAAAAUGGCAGGGAUGUAUUGGCAAGCCACCAACGCAAAUCCCCUCGACAAGAUUCUUCAUGGCAGUGUUGGCUAUCUCACCCCCAGGAGCGGAGGUCUCCUGAUGAAUCUCAAGUAUUAUGUCUCACCCUAUGAUUUGUUUGAGGACGGCACCGGAGCCCCUGUUAUUUUGCAUGAGAACAAUGUUCCUCGGUCUUUGGGGAUGAACGUGUCGGUAACAGUUGAGGGAACCAUGAGCAUGUACAAACUUCCAAUUGCACCACUGAUUAUGGGCUCUCACCCAGUUGACAGCAAAGGAACUCCGUCCUUCUCCUCCAUCACCAGUGCCAACAGCGUGGAUUUACCGGCUUGUUUCUUCCUGAAAUUCCCACGUCCCAUUCCCGUGUCUCGUGCUUUCAUUCAGAAGCUCCAGGGCUGCACAGGUAUUCCCUUGUUCGACACCCCACCGACGUUUGUGCCCUUGUAUGAGUUGAUCACCCAGUUUGAAUUAUCCAAGGAGGCUGAUCCUCUACCCUUAAACCACAACAUGCGCUUCUAUGCAGCUCUUCCAGGACAGCAGCACUGUUACUUUCUGAACAAAGAUGCUCCUCUCCCAGAUGGAAGAAGCCUUCAAGGAACUCUGAUCAGUAAAAUCGCCUUCCAGCACCCGGGGCGGGUUCCUCUCAUCCUCAAUCUGAUCCGACAUCAGGUGGCCUACAACACCCUGAUUGGCAGCUGUGUCAAGAGAACAGUUCUGAAGGAAGAUUCUCCUGGGAUCCUGCAGUUUGAAGUUUGUCCUCUCUCUGACUCCUGUUUUAGUGUGUCCUUCCAGCAUCCCGUGAAUGACUCCCUGGUGUGUGUGGUAAUGGAUGUGCAAGACUCCACUCACGUGAACUGUAAGCUCUACAAAGGGCUGUCCGAUGCUCUUAUCUGCACAGAUGAUUUCAUUGCCAAAGUUGUUCAAAGGUGUAUGUCCAUCCCCGUCACCAUGAGAGCAAUUCGUAGAAAAGCAGAAACCAUUCAAGCCGACACACCAGCCUUGUCCCUCAUUGCAGAGACAGUAGAAGACAUGGUGAAGAAAAACCUCCCCCCAGCCAGCAGCCCAGGGUACGGCAUGACCACAGGCAGCAACCCAAUGAGUGGUACCACUACCCCAACCAACACUUUUCCUGGGGGGCCCAUCACUACUUUGUUUAACAUGAGCAUAAGCAUGAAAGAGAGGCAUGACUCGGUGGGCCAUGGGGAGGACUUCAGCAAAGUAUCUCAGAACCCUAUUCUCACUAGUUUGUUGCAGAUCACAGGGAAUGUGGGCUCGACCAUUGGCUCAAGUCCAACCCCUCCCCACCACACCCCACCACCAGUAUCCUCACCAGCAAGCAACACCAAGAACCACCCCAUGCUCAUGAACCUUCUUAAAGAGAAUCCCCCUCAGGAUUUCUCCACUCUGUACGGGAGCAGCCCUUUGGAAAGGCAGAACUCUUCCUCGGGCUCCCCUAGAAUGGAAAUGGGCCCUGGGGGGAAUAAACAAAAGAAAAAAAAAUCCCGCAUGCCGGCCGACAAACCCAAACAUCAGACUGAGGAUGAUUUCCAGAGGGAGCUCUUUUCGAUGGAUGUUGACUCCCAGAAUCCCAUUUUUGAUGUCAACAUGACGGCAGACACCCUGGACACCCCUCACAUUACUCCAGCUCCCAGCCAGUGCAGCACUCCUCCCACCACCUACCCCCAGCCCAUACCUCACUCCCAGCCCAGUAUUCAGAGGAUGGUUCGACUCUCCAGCUCGGACAGCAUCGGGGCCGACGUUACCGAUAUCCUUUCGGAUAUAGCAGAGGAGGCUUCCAAACUCCCCACCACCAACGAGGACUGUCCACCCAUUGGGACUCCGGUGAGAGACUCUUCUAGUUCAGGCCAUUCCCAAAGUGCCCUCUUCGACCCGGAUGUUUUUCAGACCAACAACAGCGAGAACCCCUACACGGACCCCGCAGACCUGAUCGCGGACGCUGCCGUGAGCCCCAACAGUGAUUCUUCCAACCAUUUUUUUCCUGACGGAGUAGAUUUCAAUCCCGACUUGCUCAACAGUCAGAGUCAGAGUGGCUUUGGGGAGGAGUAUUUUGAUGAGAGUAGUCAGAGUGGAGACACUGACGAUUUCAAGGGCUACGCGUCCCAGGCUCUGUCUACUUUGGGGGUGCAGGUCUUGGGGGCUGAUGGGGGGGAAAAUAAAUUUAAGGGGAGCAAUCAGUCCGAUACGGUAGAUUUUAGUAUUAUUGCAGCCGCAAGCAAAGCCCUGGGGUCCUCUGACAUCAUGGAGCAUCACAGUGGAGGUCAGAGCCCUUUGCUGAAUACAGGGGAUUUAGGAAAAGAGAAGUCCCAGAAACGGGUGAAGGAAGGGAAUGGCUCUGGUGGGAACAUGGCAGGUCCCGGGAUGGAUGGGAAGCCGGGGAAGCGCAGCCGGACGCCGUCCAGUGAUGGUAAAAGUAAAGAGAAACUUCCAAAGAGGAAAAAGCAGGAGACAGAUGGGAAAUCACCAUCUCACAGUUCAUCAAACAGGCCUUUCACGCCACCAGCCAGCACAGGUGGGUCCAAAUCUCCAGGGAGUUCGGGCAGAUCUCAGACUCCUCCCGGUGUAGCUACUCCUCCUAUUCCAAAAAUAACCAUCCAGAUCCCCAAAGGAACAGUGACUGUUGGCAAACCGUCUUCGCACGGCCAGUAUACCAGUAGUGGCUCCGUCACCUCCUCCAGCAGCAAAAGCCAUCACAGCCAUUCUUCUUCCUCCUCCUCUUCUUCCUCCUCUUCGACCUCAGGCAAAAUGAAAAGCAGCAAAUCGGAAGGGUCUUCUGGCUCAAAGAUGAGCAGCAGCCUCUACUCAAGCCAAGGGGGCUCGGGUUCGGGUCAGUCCAAAAGCUCGGCGCAGUCGGUGGGAAAGCCUGGAUCCUCCCCCAUCACCAAACACGGCCUCAGCAGCGGCUCCGGAGGUACCAAGAUGAAACCUCAAGGAAAACCAUCGUCGCUUAUGAACCCUUCCAUGAGUAAACCAAACAUCUCUCCAUCUCAUUCCAGACCUUCAGGGGGUUCUGACAAGCUUGCUUCUCCCAUGAAACCUGUCCCAGGUACUCCCCCAUCAUCUAAAGCCAAGUCACCCAUCAGUUCAGGUUCUGGAGGCUCCCAUAUGUCUGGGACCGGCUCAAGCUCAAGUAUGAAAUCGUCUUCAGGAAUGGGAUCCUCUGGGUCUAUGUCACAGAAACCGCCUCCUUCAUCCAAUUCGUCCACGGCGUCUUCAUCUUCCUUUUCAUCUAGUGGGUCUUCCAUGUCUUCAUCCCAAAACCAGCAUGGAAGUUCCAAAGGCAAGUCUCCGAGCAGAAACAAGAAGCCAUCUCUGACUGCGGUCAUCGACAAACUGAAACACGGGGUUGUCACUAGCGGGCCUGGUGGAGAUGACCCCAUGGAUGGACAGAUGGGGCCAAGUUCCAAUUCCUCAAGCCAUACGAUGUCCUCCAAACACAACAUGUCUGGAGGGGAGUUCCAGGGCAAACGGGAGAAGAGCGACAAAGAGAAAUCUAAAGUCUCUGUUUCUGGAGGAUCUGUUGACUCUUCCAAGAAGACUUCAGAUUCCAAAAACGUUGGAAGCACUGGAGUGGCCAAAAUCAUCAUCAGCAAACACGAUGGUGGUUCCCCCAGCAUCAAAGCCAAAGUAACCUUGCAGAAACCCGGGGAAGGAGGUGGGGACAGCCUGCGGCCUCAGAUGGCUUCUUCCAAAAGCUACGGGUCCCCCCUCAUCAGCGGAUCCACCCCGAAACACGAGCGCUGCUCUCCCAGCCACAGCAAAUCCCCGGCCUACACUCCCCAAAACAUAGACAGCGAGAGCGAGUCGGGCUCUUCCAUAGCAGAGAAAUCCUACCAGAACAGCCCCAGCUCUGACGACGGCAUCAGGCCUCUGCCGGAAUAUAGCUCAGAAAAACACAAAAAGCACAAAAAGGAGAAGAAAAAAGUAAAAGACAAAGACCGGGAUAGAGACAGGGAGCGAGAUAAAGACAGAGACAAGAAGAAAUCUCACGGCAUGAAGCCGGAGAGCUGGUCCAAGUCCCCCAUUUCUGCUGAGCAGUCUCUCUCCAUGGCCAGCAGCACCAUCCUCUCGGCCGAGCGACCGGCCCGGGCCAGCCCUGAGUUUCUCAUCGGGGAAGAAGAUGACGAUCUCAUGGAUGUUGCUCUAAUUGGCAAUUAAUUUCCCUGGUCUCUUGAGGAGCUGAGCUUGGACAUGGGACCUGCAGGUUCUCGAGAUUGGGAGGAAGGAACCGUUCAUUGCAGAACCUGCCACGCUCAUUUUUACGGGGUGUGUUUGAAGAGGAAAAAAACCCAAACAAAUAGUAUUUUUAAGGAUCUCCAAAGUCUGAGCAGAAGGUGUGAGUGCCAGCAGCUCCGUCGGCAGAGCAGGUUCCCCGCUGUGGCCUUCAUCCCGUGGACACUUACACUCAUUCUUAAUUUAUAAGUAUUAAUCACCCCGUCAGAGUUAAUGGGGAUAGAGCUGCGUGUGUAGGUGCAGGAGCAGCCCCCGACGUGGUGCAAACAGGAGGCGGCGAUUCUGGGAGAGCCCGAGUUCCUCUGCCCCCCCUUCCCAUCCCAAAUAAGUUGCUUUUGGUUUUUAGGAAGUUUUAAACUGAUUAUUUUAGGGUGUGUUUUAGGGUUGGGUUUUAUUCUUUUUUUUAAAGGGUGGCUGGAAGGAAAAAAGAAAAAAAGGAAAAGGUUUUUUAAUUUAUUUUUGUGGCAUUUCUUGGUUCAAUGCCUGAUUCGGUGCGGUGCUGAGGAGCUUCCUCUUCCUCUGAUAGGAGCUGCUCUGUGGGAUCGGGCACUGGAUCCUGAUGGAUAUCAGCAUUUUAUUCCAGGUCCCAGGGACGAAGGAUUCGCUCUCUUACGUUUGACUUCCCUUUUAUUUUAGCUAUUUAUUGACGGCCGGAUCCAAAUGCCUUGUGCUGCUUGUUUCCACGCAGCAACCCCCCCCCCCACACACACACACCUUUUGAUUGCCCAGUGCAGAGCCCAAAAAGGGACUUGGGGAUGUGGGGGGGAGCCUGUGGAUUUGGGCAAACCCCCCCUUGUAGCUUUGGUGAAGUUGGGGGGAUUCUGGCAGGCGUUGGAGAAGGCGAAAACAGCGACGGGACUCACCCUCUUCACCCGAGCGACGCUUCCUUGUGAGCCCAGUGAACAGAGCUUCCCUGGAACUCCCCCCCCCACAAAAGCUGUUUUUUGGGGGGCUCUGGACUGUCAGCCCUGCACCCCCUGCUCCCGCCAGCGCUUCAGAGCCGUGCUCCCUUCGUGGCCACCGCCAAUACUUCCAUUAGCAGACCCCAAAAACGGGCCUUGGCUUUGCAAUCCCAGCCCUGCAGGGUUCUGCUGGGGGUUUUGAUUUAUGGGUUGGUGUGGGUUUUUUUCCUGUUAACUCUGGGACGGUGGUUUUUUGGGGACACAGACGAGCGGUGCCCUCUCUCUCGGGCAGCGUGAACCGGCCGCGUCCCGGCGUUACCCCCCGACCGGUCCCUCCGGGUGAGAGCUGCACCAGAAACAGCAAUUCCCUUAAAAGACACAUUUUCUCCCCUUUUGGCUGGAAUUAAGAGCGUGACUCAGGCACCCUCUGCGGGCCCCGAAAGGAAAAAAAAGACUCGGGAGAGCGUUUUUAUUUUUAAAAGCAGUUAGAUCUGAUUCACUGAAGAAGGAAAUGGAGAGUCCUGCGAGCUCCUCAGCUUUUGAAUCAUGUACCGAGUGAUUCCUGCUCCCCUCGGAUCUGGAUUUGUGGAUUCCUGGAGGCUGGGAGUAUCCCUGUGGGAAUGGGAUUGUCCUUGGAGUUUGGGGAUGAAAAGAAGAGAAGGAUUUUUAAGUUUUCUUUGAAGCCACGGAGGUUUCCAGUCCUGUGUCCAUCCCGACCCUGGGCGGGCUGUUCCUUUUCUGGCUCAUCCAAAGCCGGAGCGAGAUCUUUUCCGUAGGGUGGCAACUAUUCAUUGUAGGGAUUUUUCACCUCUUCCUCCUGCUUUUUGCUCAAUUCCAGGUCUCCAGCAGAAUGGAGGAGCUGGAAUUUCUCCAACCCCCCCCCCAGGCUCUGGAGAACUCUCUCUUCUUCUAUUUUCCACCCUCCAUCCCUUGCUCCUUGUGGUCUGCGCCCCCCGUAGCUUCCCCCCUCCCCGGCUCUCCCUCCUUCGCAGGCUGAGGUGGUAGGAAAACGGCAAAAAAAAGUCAAAACCCAACAGUUUUAGAUCAUUUUACGGUCUAAAAGCACCCACCUGAUAAAUUCUUCUUGGAGACCCUGAUAAAUUCCUCUCGGAGACCCUGCUGCAGCCGCUGCCGUGCCUGGGGAGCGGUGCCUGCUGCCCCCCUCGGGUUUAUUUGAAAGCAGUUUAUUUGAAAGUAUUUUUAUUUGAAAGUAAAGUAUUUUUGGGGUCUUACAAAAGCCCUUUGAUACCGUCUGGGUUGCACAAAGGCCUGAACCCCCUGCGAAGAGAAGAGGAAUUGAGGCUGGGGGGGUCGUAAUGGACUCGGCACCAACCGGAGACGGGUUUUAAGGGGGGAGAAAAAGUCAGAAUUAAAUCCCCUCGGGCGUCGGAAUUGACACAAAAUGGCAUUUUUAAGGCAAAAGCUGCCGGUUUCUCUCGGCUUCCCUUCUCUGCUCCCCCCACACCGAAGUUCCAUAUCCUGAAUUUCCCCCCCCGCACGGAGCAGAGACGGAGGGAACAGCCUCUCCCCCCCCAUCACCAUCGUGGCACCCGUUUCGAGCUUUUUUCACCCCAUUUUGGUGCG